UUUGGCCAGUUCAGAGUUCUCUCUGGUAGACUUGCCCGUCGCAAUUCCUCUCCAGCCCUACCGCCGUGAUUCAUCUCAGGUGACUGGAUCCACCGAAGUAGCUGCGGAUAUGGAGAUGCCUACUAAGAGAAAAACUGGAUACGAAGACGAAGAAGAAGACGAUGUCGGACGAGAACAGAAGAGACGGCGGCUCUCUCUCGAGGGCAACGACUCUCUCCUUUCCCUCGCUCGCUAUGACGACGACGGUGACGACGAGGAGUCCGGAAGGGCAAGAGUGAACACGAAUCUACGAGAUGAGAAUGGACAAAGACAUAGCAGUGACGGCGAAGAUGAAGAUGGCGCUGUUGAUGAUGGAGAAGAGGAAGAGGAGGAAAAAAGAACUGAACAAAGUAAAGGCAGGGGGAGGCGGCAGGGUAUGGUGGAGAUCCGGAGGGAUUGCCCUUAUCUCGAUACUGUUAAUCGCCAGGUUUUGGACUUUGAUUUUGAGAAGUUUUGCUCAGUCUCUCUUUCAAAUUUAAAUGUAUAUGCAUGUUUAGUUUGUGGCAAAUAUUAUCAAGGAAGGGGUCUGAAUUCUCAUGCAUAUACCCAUAGUCUAGAAAAUGGUCACCAUGUCUAUAUCAAUCUUCAAACAGAAAAGGUUUAUUGCCUUCCUGAUGGCUAUGAAGUGAAUGAUCCAUCACUGGAUGAUAUACGACAUGUAUUAAAUCCCAGAUUUUUUAGGGAACAAGUUGAGCAUCUGGAUGAGAAUGGGCAGUGGUCAAGGGCACUUGAUGGCUCCAACUAUCUUCCUGGAAUGGUUGGCCUUAAUAAUAUCAAGGAGACUGAUUUUGUUAAUGUCACAAUCCAGUCUCUAAUGCGAGUUACACCUUUAAGGAAUUUCUUCCUCAUUCCUGAGAAUUAUCGGAGCAGCAAGUCUCCACUUGUUCAUCGUUUUGGUGAAUUGACUAGGAAAAUUUGGCAUUCGAGGAACUUCAAAGGACAGGUCAGCCCGCAUGAGUUUCUUCAAGCAGUCAUGAAGGCUAGUAAUAAGCGUUUCCAGAUUGGUGUUCAAUCUGAUCCUGUUGAAUUCAUGUCUUGGUUAUUGAAUACGUUGCACGCAAAGCUAAGGCAUCCAAAGAACAAAAACAAAAGCAUUAUUCAUGAUUGUUUUCAGGGAGAGUUGGAGGUUGUGAAAGAGAUCCACAAGAGGCCCUUCAUAGAGAAGAGAGAGAAUGGGGAUGAGGAGAGCAAGGAGGGUGCUCCAGAUGGCAAUAAUUUUGUAAGGGAAACAUCACGAGUACCUUUCUUGAUGCUUGGCCUUGACUUGCCUCCACCUCCGCUUUUUAAGGAUGCAAUGGAGAAAAAUAUCAUACCGCAAGUUCCCCUUUUCAACAUAUUGAAGAAAUUUGAUGGCGAGACUGUUACUGAGGUCGUUCGACCAUGCAUAGCGAGGAUGAGAUAUCGAGUGAAGAAACUGCCAAAAUAUGUAAUUCUUCACAUGCGUAGAUUUACCAAAAAUAACUUUUUUGUCGAAAAGAACCCCACUUUAGUGAAUUUUCCUGUGAAAAACCUUGAGUUGAAGGAUUACAUCCCACUGCCAACCCCAAAGGAGAAUCAAAAACUAAAAUCAAAAUAUGAUCUCAUUGCAAAUAUAGUACAUGAUGGGAAGCCAGAUGAAGGUUAUUAUAGGGUUUUUGUGCAGUGCAAAUCAGAAGAAUUAUGGUAUGAAAUGCAAGACCUUCAUGUGACAGAAACUCUUCCUCAGAUGGUUGCUCUCUCAGAGACCUACAUGCAGAUUUAUGAGCAGCAUUAAUGACCUAAUAAAAAUCUUUUUUUUUCCUUUUUUUUUAAUUAGAUUUCUGGUGGAUUAUUUUUCUUUGAAGGCAUGAAGGUUUUAUUGAAUCAGAUAUUUAUCGGAUGGAUUAAUGAAGAGGAUUAAAUCUCAAUCUGCUAAUUACGAAAGGUUUGAUGAAUUUCUUGAAUGUUAUACAUAAAUGCCACUCAAUUCUUAUGUAU
Phalaenopsis equestris is the source of this 1995-nucleotide messenger RNA. RefSeq names its product U4/U6.U5 tri-snRNP-associated protein 2-like. Gene Ontology annotation, biological process: mRNA processing; spliceosomal complex assembly; protein deubiquitination. The record is from RefSeq and is a predicted model, not a curated record. Bases 110 to 1792 code for a protein of 560 amino acids. NCBI's taxonomy places the organism in Eukaryota, Viridiplantae, Streptophyta, Magnoliopsida, Asparagales, Orchidaceae. The transcript is spliced from 9 exons. Gene Ontology annotation, molecular function: zinc ion binding; cysteine-type deubiquitinase activity.